Molecule: messenger RNA, 651 nt
Organism: Penicillium pulvis
Lineage: Eukaryota; Fungi; Ascomycota; Eurotiomycetes; Eurotiales; Aspergillaceae
Product: HD domain-containing protein
Exons: 2
Coding region: 1-651 (216 amino acids)
Cellular component (GO): cytoplasm
Molecular function (GO): 5'-deoxynucleotidase activity
Source: RefSeq, a predicted model, not a curated record
AUGGGUUCCGAUAAUUCUGAUUGGUCCCCCCAGACCGUGCUAUCCACCCUCCCCCACCCACCAGAGGAGAACUCCGAAUCGCCGGUCGCGUUCUUCCACCUCAUCGAGCGCCUGAAGACAACCAAGCGCGAAGGAUGGCGCCGUUUUGGAAUCAACGGCGAGUCGAUCUCAGACCACAUGUAUCGCAUGUCGAUCAUGACCAUGCUUGCCCCGCCUGAGCUGGCUUCUAAAAUCAACAUUCCCCACUGCACCAAGAUGGCUCUUAUCCACGACAUGGCUGAGUCGCUGGUUGGUGAUAUUACUCCUGUCGACCUUCACAUUACCAAAGCCGAGAAGGCACGUCGCGAAGCGUCCGUCAUGGACUACAUUGUCACUACUCUGCUUGGAAAUGUUCCGGGUGGCGCGCUCUCCGGACAGCAAAUUAAGGAUGUUUUCCAAGAAUAUGAAGACAAUGUGACCUUGGAGGCGAAGUUCGUGCACGAUAUCGACAAGAUGGAGCUGCUGCUCCAGAUGGUGGAAUACGAGCGUUCGAACAAGGUCGAUCUCUCGGAAUUUGAGCACGUCGCAAGCAAGGUUCAGCUUCCUGAGAUCCAGGCUUGGGCGAAACAGGUUGUCGCUGAGCGUCCCAAAUACAACAAGAGCGAUGCAUAG